Hyaena hyaena (striped hyena) is the source of this 1992-nucleotide messenger RNA. It is a transcript of the gene NSMCE3, whose product is annotated as NSE3 homolog, SMC5-SMC6 complex component. Gene Ontology annotation, cellular component: nucleus. Gene Ontology annotation, biological process: negative regulation of transcription by RNA polymerase II. Lineage: Eukaryota; Metazoa; Chordata; Mammalia; Carnivora; Hyaenidae. The coding region runs from base 97 to 957 and encodes 286 amino acids. The transcript has a single exon. The record is from RefSeq and is a predicted model, not a curated record.
GGCCGUGCGCUAACCCACAAUUCCCGCUGCGCGCUGCUCUCGCGCCUGCCGCCGCUGCCCCUGCUGCCGCCCGUUACGGCUCCAGCCGCCGGGGACAUGUUGCAGAAACCGAGGAGCCGGGGCCGCCCUAGCAGCCAGGCCGAGAGGGAGAGGGACUGGGGCCGCGACGCCGCGGAGGAGGCUCCGAGCACCUCCCGCGGGGCGGGAGGCUCCCGGGAGUCCCGGGGCACGUCGUCGCAGGGCGGCCGCCGGGCCGAGGCCUCCCCUGAGGUGGGGCCCAGAUCCCAGCAGCAGCUGGAGCUGAAGGUGGCCGAGCUGGUGCAGUUCUUGCUGAUCAAGGACCAGAAGAAGAUCCCAAUCAAGCGCGCUGACAUCCUGAAGCACGUCAUCGGUGACUACAAGGACAUCUUCCCUGACCUCCUCAAACUGGCUGCCGAGCGCCUCGAAUACGUCUUCGGGUACAAGCUGGUGGAACUGGAACCCAAAAGUAAUACCUACAUCCUGAUCAACACUCUGGAACCGGUGGAGGAGGAUGCCGAGGUGAGAGGCGAUCAGGGCACGCCCACUACCGGCCUCCUGAUGAUUGUUUUAGGUCUCAUCUUUAUGAAGGGCAAUACUAUCAAGGAAACGGAGGUCUGGGACUUCCUGCGUCGCUUAGGGGUGUACCCCACAAAGAAGCACUUAGUUUUCGGGGACCCAAAGAAACUUAUUACCGAAGAAUUUGUGCGACAGCGUUACCUGGAGUACCGGCGGAUACCCCACACUGAUCCUGUAGACUAUGAAUUCCAGUGGGGUCCCCGGACCAACCUGGAAACCAGCAAGAUGAAAGUUCUUAAGUUUGUGGCCAAAGUGCAUAAUCAAGACCCCAAGGACUGGCCAGCACAGUACUGUGAGGCUUUGGCAGAUGAGGAGGCCAGGGCCAGACCUGGGACAGGUGGCCCUGCUCCCUCCUCUUGAAGUCCGAGAUCAAUUCGGGCUCCAGGGGAGGUGGUGUCAAAGGCACUGAGUCAAGGGGUAGGGGUGGGAGGGAGCAUAUUUCUGUAACGCUUAAAUGUGUGUGUCUUUAGGAUGUGUUUGCAAACUUCUGUUCUCUUUUAAUAUUGUAAGUUAUUUGGUUCCAACUUCUUAUAAAAAAUAUUUGGAGAGGAUUAUUGUCUGUAUAUUUUGGCAUAAAAAACUUGCUAGCUUUAUACAACUAGUUGGAAAACUUUGCACCAUCAUCUGGAACAGGUGUUUAAGAAAGAACACAUCGGUAAAUUGCUUUGGCGCCAAGAAAGUAAAAAAGCAAAGUGGCUACUCUCUGGGCUCUUAACUUGUCCAAUUUGUAAGUUAAAAUAAAAGCCUUUAUAAAUUAAAAAUAAAAAUGUAAUUGCCUAUACCCUUUUUUACCUUAAGACAGCUAUUGUAUAUUUAUAUAUUUUUUAUGUGUAUAAGCAUCAUGCAUCAUUUAAGCAAUGUGCAUAUUGUGUUUUCUCUGAAUAACAGUUUUUUAUAUUCAUAAUUCUCAACUCUGGCCGACCGUUUAGUUCCAUUUAGCUUUUUUAUUUGUUUUUGAGGGGUUUUUUGUUUGUUUGUUUGUUUUUUGCUGCUGUGGUUGUAAUAAAUACAAUAUCUUUGAAACAGUUAAGCACUAUGCAUUUUCCAAUCGUGAGUCAUGAGAUGGUAAUUUCAUGACUCAAAACCAGCAUCUUAAAAACAAUAUUUUUAGCUUGCUACAAAUUAUUAAGGUAAAUAGCAUUUUGUAGAAGUUGCUUUAAAAUGAUCUAAAAUAAAUUUCUCACUGCGUACAAAAAAGUAGGUAAAACUGUUACUGAUUAAUCAUGCCUAUUGGGUUUAGAUCCUGGCUUCACAUAACUAGCUAUGUGAAUUUAGGCAGGUUACUUUACUUGCAUACAAAUGUUUCCUUACCUGUAAAAUGAGCUCAUGAUGCCCAUGUUAUGUGUAGAAAUGUGAUUAUUCUAUAUUGGAAGUAUAUAAAGCUCUUGAUAACAA